This is a messenger RNA of Carassius gibelio (silver crucian carp), 2493 nucleotides long. RefSeq names its product DOMON domain-containing protein FRRS1L-like. The record is from RefSeq and is a predicted model, not a curated record. The transcript is spliced from 5 exons. Gene Ontology annotation, biological process: regulation of glutamate receptor signaling pathway. The coding region runs from base 420 to 1268 and encodes 282 amino acids. Lineage: Eukaryota; Metazoa; Chordata; Actinopteri; Cypriniformes; Cyprinidae.
GAAAACACGACCGGAGAGGGGAGACAUAACGUGUUAAAUUACUGUACGACGGUAAAUAAAUUCUGAAAUAUACAUUAACUCGGUAAUAUUUUAUUUACGCUAUAGCUGAAUACUGUAUACGAUUGAUAUUAUGACUAAGCGCCGUGUCGUUAUCAAACAACAUCACUAUCGGUUACAAAUCUCACCAUAAGCGGAUUGGUUUAGCCCUUUUUAUUAACGGCACCCGAUCCUGGCGACUCUCAGCACCCCCUCCUCCGCGGACCGACAGAAACGCUUUACCAUCAAAGCGAUCUAAUUAGCUACAUUUUAUUAAUUUUAUCAGUCUAAGGAUAAGUACUGGAAUGCGAAAUGUAAACCAGACCCGAGUCUCUUCGCGUAUACGAUAACCAUUAUCGAGUCUUUAGGUCGAGCAUCCAGUCAUGUUUCUUUUGCAUCAGCUGCUGCAGAUCUCUGUGCUGCUGGAUGUGACGUGGUGGCUGGUGGUUUCUGCCAGCCCUACCGAUGAUAAUGUACUGCGGGCCGGCCAUGGAGAGCACGGAGAACCGGGCCAUGAAGAACCCCAUAAAGAUUCUUACAGCACAUUCGCCUCCGAGUUUCUCGAAUCCAGAUACCUCUCAGACGAAGGUUACCCCUUCCCAACUGCACCCCCUGUAGACCCGUUUGCCCGCAUCAAAGUUAGUGACUGUGGAAUAACCAAAGGAUGCAUCAGAUAUGGCAAACCAGGCUGUGACGCAGAGACCUGUGAAUACUUCCUGAGUUUCAGGCGCAUUGGCACAGAUGUGGAAUUUGAGAUGAGUGCAGACACCGAUGGAUGGGUUGCUGUCGGUUUCUCCUCUGACAAAAAAAUGGGAGGUGAUGAUGUCAUGGGCUGCGUUCAUGACGAUAAUGGACGUGUACGGAUCCAUCAUUUCUACAACGUGGGCCAGUGGGCCAAAGAGAUCAAGCGCAACCCGGCGCGGGACGAGGAGGGCAUCUUUGAAAACAACCGCGUCACGUGCCGCUUCAAACGGCCUCUUCACGUGUCGCGGGAGGAGACGCUGGUGGACCUGCACCUGAGCUGGUACUAUCUGUUUGCUUGGGGACCUGCCAUACAAGGUUCCAUCACAAGGCAUGACAUUGACUCCCCACCGGUGUCAGAUCGCAUGAUUAGCAUCUAUAAAUAUGAGGACAUUUUCAUGCCUGCCACAGCCUAUCAGACAUUCUCUUCUCCCUUUUGCCUCCUCCUCAUCGUUGCUCUUACAUUCUACCUACUGAUGGGCACACCAUAACCAGCAAAGCCAUGUCACUGGAGCCACUAUUAGCACGAUUGUGUGCCAACUUUACAGUAUUAGAAACGGCCAUCAAUAAAUUGCAAUUCUAUAAUAUCCUCAGUCUACAUACACUAAGGAGGUAUUUGAACUGUGGAUUAAUAUUCAGUUAUAUACAAUGAUUCUCAUUCAGAUGAGAUAGUCAACCACACACUUACACACUACAGUAUAUUUAAUUAUGAUAAGAGUAGAGUACCCCUAAUUAUAUAUUACAGCAGGUAUAGCCUACAAUAGUUGAAACAAACUGACCCAAAUUAAUAUUAAUAUUUAGUAUACUUAAAGUGCGGUAAAAUUAGUAAAAGUUAAGCUAAAUUUAGUAUGCAAAAAAUUCCAUUUAUCACCAUUUAUUAAGGCAGUGGAUUUCAGAGUGACUUAAUGAAUGCCUGUGAUUGACUACGCAGCUUACAGCAGUACAUAACAGGCCCUACAGCACAAACACACAUAGAUAGUAUUCAUAAAACAUUACUGCCUUCCAGUUAGCCAGCAUUGUCAGCUGAGUAUUUGAUGAUGCAUGCCAGCAAGCUAGCUUCAUCUGAGCCAUUUAGAUCAGUGUCCACUGGAAAAGAACCGGUCCAGGAAACAAUCAUCUGGUUUUCAUUCCAGUGAAUUAAACACUUUCUAUACCAAGGACUUCAUGCCAUCACACAACUUACAAAGAGUCCAAUAACUGAUUUGGAUCACACCAGUUAGUGUGUGGCUGUAUUCUUGUAAUUAUUAGCCACUUUUUAAAAAAAAAUGUCCUGUAAUAACACUUGUAUAGCAGAUUGAAGAGCAACAUGUAAAGAUGUUUAGAAAGGUAUUUAGUUUAAAAAAUGUUGUUAUAUUCACCUUAAGGUAUAUGUGGAAAUGUACUUGGAGGAGUGAUGCAAUUGUUUUUUGAUGUGUGCAGGCCAGAGGUAAUAAUGGUAUGAAGCAUGAAUGAAGAUAUGUUUGUUAUAUUUUAAUAUAUACUUUUGAAAUUUUGACAUUGACAGUAUUAGAGAUUAUGCAAUAAUGAGUGUGCAUUGUAAAGGACUGUGAGCCAUUGGGAUUUAAAACAUGUGACAUUCAAGCUCUUACAUCAUUAGCAACUUACAUACCUUCUGACAGGUUUACUGUGAAUUCUCGUUGUAAUUGGGAAAAAAUAUGCCUGUUGGUUCUAACACAACAUAUACUGCACUUUUUAAUAAAGCUAUAAAGCUGAAAA